Messenger RNA from Lutzomyia longipalpis, 702 nucleotides. RefSeq lists its product as uncharacterized. Lineage: Eukaryota; Metazoa; Arthropoda; Insecta; Diptera; Psychodidae. The record is from RefSeq and is a predicted model, not a curated record. Bases 34 to 639 code for a protein of 201 amino acids. The transcript has 2 exons.
UUCAGUUUGCUUAGUUACGGGCACGGCACAGGUAUGAAUUUCUUUCUGGGACUCAUUGUUGGGAGUGUUCUUCUUGGAUCUGUGGCUUUGGCCCAGAAUCCCCUUCAGGAUGCCUACUACAUCAUCCACUCGUACCAUCGGAUGUACGAAGGGACAAAGGACAACGUUCGCUUCUACAUGGCUGAUACCUCACGAAAUAUCCUGGAUGAUUGUAUGGAAAUUGUUGCAUCGGAAAUUGAAUCGUGGAACAAUCGAGCAGCAACAUGCAAGAAUUGGUCACCACGCAAUACGGAGGCUAUUGGGAAUGCUCUGAGGGAUUGUGCCAUGCAAGCCAGUCAGACAGUCUAUGACAUCCACAAUAAUGUCUACGAGGAGUUGGAAGCAAUGCAGGAGGAAUCUGUGCAGCUGCAAUUCGCCGUUGUGCGCCAUUUGCGCAACUUCAAUAUUCUUGAGGACUAUGCGGAUUUCGUGGAGGACUUCCAAUCUGUCGUGAAUGUGGCUUAUGAUCGUCUUGAGCAUCACUUUGUGCCACGCCUGGAGGAUGCUCUUGAGCCCAUCCUUGAGGCUGAAAGUACUCUGCCGCAGCAAACUCAGACCUGUGUCAAUGCUAUUUCACGCAAAUUCAGGAGCUUGUGCUGAGAAAAUUUCACACAAAAAUCCAAAAGAAUUUAACAAAUAAAUUCCAAUAAACCUCUAAAAAAA